This is a messenger RNA of Nymphaea colorata (pocket water lily), 3628 nucleotides long. RefSeq names its product DNA mismatch repair protein MSH7. Gene Ontology annotation, cellular component: nucleus; MutSalpha complex. Bases 158 to 3499 code for a protein of 1113 amino acids. Gene Ontology annotation, molecular function: mismatched DNA binding; ATP binding; ATP-dependent DNA damage sensor activity. The record is from RefSeq and is a predicted model, not a curated record. Lineage: Eukaryota; Viridiplantae; Streptophyta; Magnoliopsida; Nymphaeales; Nymphaeaceae. The transcript has 17 exons. Gene Ontology annotation, biological process: mismatch repair.
ACCUCGUCGUUACCUUGUAUCUAGAUAUAUAUAUAUAUAUUUUUGGAGGGAACGCAACGAAACAGAAAAUAGCGCGCCAAAGCCGAGGGGUAUAUAAUGCGAAGCAGAACGUAUUGGGAAGAACGAAGAGACCAGUGAAGGAAGCAGCGGGAAAAAAAUGCACCGGCAGAAGACGAUCUUCUCCUUCUUCAACAAGAACGCCACGCCGGAAAAUCCUAAAUCCGGCAAGCCUGCCCCGCCGUUGUGCCCCGGGAAGCCACCGGCGAGUAGCCGAGAGGUCGUGUUCGCUCGAAAUCAUCAGCCGGAGAACCGAUGCUCAGGCGGGUCUUCUUACACGGAGAUACUGAACCGACGCGGCAGAUCGCACUCUCAGUCGGGGUUAGUUGCGGAGGGUUUCAAGUUGGCGGAGAUCGAGGGAAUCGAGACUCCACCGGAAAAGGCAGAGCGCCUGGCCACGGCACGCAGGGAUUUGGACGAUAUAAGGAAGUUCCACAUCAACGACGGUAGCGAAGAUGCGGUUGCCGAGAGUUUGUCCAAUGUACAACCUGUUAGUUAUCACAAGCUCUCCGGCACAAAAGUGGAAAAGAAUAUAGGUUCCAUCGAGCAGCCUUCAAGCAAUCUACAUAAAGCUGCUGCCUCUCGCUUCUUUGGUAACAGCGGCAGUGUUAUUUCUCAUGUAGAAAUCGAACCUAAUACUUUAGGUCCAGAAACACCAUCUACGCGACCUUUUGUUCCUCGCCUAAAGCGAAUCCAAGAUGAAUCUAAGCCGAAGGACAUGUUGAAUUCCCAUCCAUCGGAUUUUUUUAAACGGCAAAAACCCGCUAGAGAAUCCAUGGUCGAAGAAAAAGGGAAGAAAGAAGAAAAGGGAGACUUUGGUACUAAGUAUGAAUGGCUUAACGCUUCUUCCAUAAGGGAUGCUAACGGAAGAAGACCAGGCGAUCCUCUUUAUGACAAAAGGACAUUGCAUAUUCCUCCUGAUGCUCUUAAGAAAAUGUCAACUACACAGAGACAAUACUGGUCACUGAAAAGUCAGUACAUGGACGUAAUAAUUUUCUUUAAAGUGGGAAAAUUUUAUGAGCUUUAUGAGUUAGAUGCAGAUAUUGGGCAUAAAGAGCUUGAAUGGAAAAUAACAGAAAGUGGCGUGGGUAAAUGUAAACAGGUUGGUAUUUCUGAGAGUGGAAUUGAUAGUGCUGUUGAAAAGCUGCUUGCUCGAGGGUAUAAAGUUGGAAGAAUGGAGCAGAUUGAAACUGCUGAACAGGCCAAGACCAGAGGCGGUGCUUCUUCUGUGAUCCAGAGAAAGCUAGUUAACGUCCUCUCUCCAUCUACAAGUGGAAACACUGCUGCCGCUGUGCACCUUCUUGCCCUCAAAGAGGAAAACUUUGAAAGUGGUGGAAUGAAUUCCUCUGUGUAUGGAUUUGCUUUUGUGGAUUUUGCUGCUUUAAUGUUUUGGGUGGGCUCCUUCUGUGAUGAUACCUCUUGCUCAGGCUUGGGUGCAUUGCUCAUGCAUGUGUCUCCUAAGGAAGUGAUAUAUGAAAAUGGAGGACUUACUAAGGACACGCACAAAGCAAUGAAAAAAUAUGCUUCAUGUGGUUCUACUUUGCCACAAAUGAGUGGGGUCCUACCUGGCACUGAUUUCAUGGAUGCUGAUGUAGUUCACAAGCUGAUUCAGACAGAGGAUUACUUUAGUGGAUCCACUAAUCUGUGGAGUUCUGCAUUAGAUGGCAUUGUGCACCAAGAAGUUGCCUUGAGUGCCCUUGGUGCACUUCUUAAACAUCUGUCUAGGUUCAUGUUAAGUGAUGCUUUGCGCAAUGGCGAAUUGUUACCUUAUGAAAUUUACAGAAAUUCACUACGUAUGGAUGGUCAGACUCUUGUAAACCUUGAGAUUUUCAAUAACAAUGCUGAUGGUGGUACAUCAGGGACACUGUACAGCUAUCUUGAUCACUGCAUUACCCCAUUUGGCAAACGACUUCUGAGGAAUUGGAUUUGUCACCCUUUACAGAAUAUUGAAGAAAUUAAUAAGAGGCUUAAUGUGGUAGAGGAGAUGAUGAAUCAUUCAGAAAUUAUGUUAUUGAUUGAACAGCAUUUAUGUAAGCUUUCUGAUCUUGAGCGGCUUUUGGGACAUGUCAAGGCCAACAGUGGGUCAUCUUCCAUGCUAUCUUUUCCUUUUAUUGGGGAAAAAAUUUUGAAGCAAAGAGUGAAAGUAUUUGGAUCUCUUGUUAAAGGACUAAGGACAGGUCUAGACAUGUUAAUACUUGUACGGAAUGAUCAUGGAAGCUUGUCUAUACUAACAUAUCUGGACCUUUUGGUGAAGACUGGAUUUGAGGACCUUGCUGUUCAUCUCCAGCAAAUAGAAACAGCCUUUGAUGACGACUUUCCACAUUAUCAGGACCAUAAUGUGAAUGUCGGAGAUGCUGAAACAUUGGCUGUGCUUGUGGAGCUGUUCACUGAAAAGAUGAAUCAAUGGUCUAAAGUGAUUCAUGCCCUAAGUUGCAUUGAUGUUUUGCGAUCCUUUGCAGUUACAGCAAUUUCAUCAAGUGGUUCCAUCUGCAGACCACUAUUUGUCUCAGUAGAUAGUUCUCCAAUCUUGAAAAAUGGAAAUGCUGGCCCUAUACUUAGGUUAAAACAUCUAUGGCAUCCUUAUGCUACUCUGGAGAAUGGUGACAGUGUUGUCCCAAACGACAUACUUCUUGGUCAGGAUGCAGUAGAGCACCAUCCUUGUGGCCUUUUAUUGACUGGACCAAACAUGGGUGGCAAGUCUACCCUACUACGUGCUACUUGUCUAGCCAUUUUACUUUCACAGCUUGGGUGCUAUGUCCCUUGUGAAACAUGUGUCUUAUCACCUGUUGAUGUUAUCUUCACACGCCUUGGUGCAACUGAUCGUAUAAUCUCUGGCGAGAGCACCUUUUUUAUUGAAUGUGCAGAGACUGCAUCAAUUUUGAAGUAUGCUACUCAGAAUUCCCUUGUCAUUCUUGAUGAACUAGGACGUGGAACUUCUACAUUUGAUGGCUAUGCUAUUGCUUAUGCCGUUCUCAGGCAUAUGGUCGAGAAAGUGCGCUGCAGAUUGCUGUUCGCCACACAUUAUCACCCUCUCACAAAAGAGUUUGCUUCCCAUCCAUGCGUCUCCUUGCAGCAUAUGGCCUGCAUGUUCAAGACGAAAGCUGCAGCCUUACCUGGUUCGUCUUCUGAUACUGGCAGUAAGGAGCUUGUUUUUCUAUACAAGCUAGCAUCAGGAGCAUGUCCAGAGAGUUAUGGCAUGGAGGUCGCACACAUGGCUGGGGUCCCAAUGCCGGUGAUCGAAGCAGCACGCGGUGCUAGUCAAGUUAUGAAGUCAUGGGUAAGCAAGAGCUUUGAGUCGAGUGAAGGAAGGUCAAAAUUUUCAACUCUCCAUGAGGAUUGGCUGAAAAGCUUGUUAGGGAUCUCGAAAAUUAGAAACGUUUCUGAUGAUGAUAUCGACGCGUUGCUGUGCCUGUGGCACGAGAUGAAGAGUUGCUACAAAUGAAAAACAGGGAAAUUUUUGACCUGAGAAAGGUGUAUAAAAAAUGUAUAGAUGGUUUUAAAAUCAUAGGAAAAAAUGCAUACUUUGAAGCGUAUGCGGGGAAGGAAGAUCUCUUCAUACGCCUUUUUUUUA